AUGGGCCUGGAGCUCUGCCUGGACCUGGUGUCCCAGCCCUGCUGCGCCGUCUACAUCUUCCCCGAGAAGAACGGCAUCCCCUUCGAGCUGUGCACCGUGGAGCUGCUCAAAGCCCGUGGGUGCUGGCUGCCAAGUCUUUUAAGACCGACCCAAGCUGGCUGCAUGGCAGCAGUGUGUGGAGGUGGCAAUGGGGGAGGUCCUCUCCCGGGAGGCCCAUGA
Diceros bicornis minor is the source of this 219-nucleotide messenger RNA. RefSeq names its product glutathione S-transferase theta-3-like. The coding region runs from base 1 to 219 and encodes 72 amino acids. The transcript has 2 exons. The record is from RefSeq and is a predicted model, not a curated record. NCBI's taxonomy places the organism in Eukaryota, Metazoa, Chordata, Mammalia, Perissodactyla, Rhinocerotidae.